AUGGAAUCUACAGCUACAAAAAUUAAACCGCCAGAAAUAGGAGCUAUUGAAAGUUCAAAUAACGUAGAAUACUAUGUUUCGCACCAAGAUUUCCUUGGACUUAUCCGUCAAUUAGACCAAUCAGAUCCUGUCAGCAACUUCAUAUUUAAGUUAGUCCCCGGUUUGCAUGGCUCAGGUAUCAGCUUUGAAAGUAUCGACUAUCCAGAUAAAGCUGGUGUACGCUUCCAGAGUGUCAAUUUUCCGAGUCACUUUAUUAGGCAUCGGUCUAAUAAUGAGUUAUGGAUUGACCUUCAAGAAGACACUAAUCGCUUUAUGAAUGACAGCACCUUCAAGUAUCACAAAUUUUUUAAAUUGUAG
Ambispora gerdemannii is the source of this 357-nucleotide messenger RNA. Lineage: Eukaryota; Fungi; Glomeromycota; Glomeromycetes; Archaeosporales; Ambisporaceae. The record is from the annotation of a GenBank genome assembly.